CAUAAUCUCAAUAAACCCAUACCCAUACAAAAUGUGGAUGGUAUGCUUGACAAAAAUGGAAAAAUCACAUGGUACUGUAAUCUCUCAUUCCUUGUCCACGGACUACCUAUGCGAACACGCUUCUUAAUUACCUCCUUGGGAGGAGAAGACACAAUCUUGGGGAUGUCCUGGCUAAAGAAAGAAAACCCAGAUAUUGAUUGG
Messenger RNA from Suillus discolor, 201 nucleotides. RefSeq lists its product as uncharacterized. The record is from RefSeq and is a predicted model, not a curated record. The annotation marks the transcript as partial. The transcript has a single exon. NCBI's taxonomy places the organism in Eukaryota, Fungi, Basidiomycota, Agaricomycetes, Boletales, Suillaceae.